Leptomonas pyrrhocoris is the source of this 1155-nucleotide messenger RNA. RefSeq lists its product as hypothetical. Lineage: Eukaryota; Euglenozoa; Kinetoplastea; Trypanosomatida; Trypanosomatidae. Bases 1 to 1155 code for a protein of 384 amino acids. The transcript has a single exon. Gene Ontology annotation, molecular function: acyltransferase activity, transferring groups other than amino-acyl groups. The record is from RefSeq and is a predicted model, not a curated record.
AUGCUCACGGAUGAGGAGCGGGCAAUCCUGCUCAAGUACUACUCCACAGUGAAAUUGAAUGAGGUGCAGAAGGAUCAGCUAGCACGGACCUACUGGGCCGCCACAAGGGAGGAACGCGACGAGAUCGCGAAGGUGUAUGUGCACACGUUUGUUGACCCCACCUUCAUUCAACGCCUCAUGUUUUUCCACGACAACCAACACUCUCCGACGACCGGUGAUCCGACUUCUCCGGCGAGCGAGAACGGCGGUGGUGGCAGCCCUGCAGGUUCUGCUGCUGUGGGUCCGCACACGCUAAACGGGAUUGAUGGAAGCUCGCCUUCCAUGGACAGCCCCACGUCGUCUACGGCUGCCAGUCCCACCGGCAGCAGCAACUUCUUUAGCCCUACUUCGUCUUCUCACCACCUGCCACGUCGCACGCACGCCCAGCGGCUGCUUCGCUCGUCCAUUCAAGAUCAUUUUCCCAAACUCACCGGCGAGGGCCCCUACGCGUUACUUUUUGGCUGCGUGCAGUCGGAACAGGAACGCGCGGAGGUGAUUGAGCUCUACGCUUCACAGUUUUUGCAUCCCGACCCACCGGAGUUGCACCGCAUUGUCGCACUGCCCAACUCCUUCUCCACCCGCACACGCAAGCGCAUUAGCGGGUCCUAUUCGUGGUACCUGCGCUGCCUCGCCACGCAGGAGAUUGUGUGUGCGGUGACCGUGACGGUGCAUCAGCAGGAAACGAUCCGCUUUGCGGAGAUGCCGCUCUUUGCCACCGGUGUGGGCUACAAAAAGAACGGGCUUGGUCGGCUGCUGAAUGCCGCACUGAUUGCCUGGUGCAGUAGGGUGGGACUUGAGUUUGUGAUGAUCUCUGCCGAUGUGCAGGCCAUUCCUUUCUGGCGUCACGUCGGCUACCGUCUCAUGCACCGUAGCGAGCGGAAGCGCAUGGACUUUUUCUACCAGCACGACUGCUGCAAGUUUAAAGACGCGGAGACGAUGAUUGGGUACUGCAGUGCAACUGUCGGUGGUGGCGACGGCGGUGGCGCCGGACGACGGCGUGUGGGCAGCGGCGGCAGCGCAGGGGCGGUGGAUGUGUUGCACCUGUCUGUCCCGGAGGUGCUCGCGCAGAUGCCGCGCUUUGUGCUGGAGGGAUCGUCCUAUCUUCCAACGGACUGA